Linum trigynum is the source of this 931-nucleotide messenger RNA. The record is from the annotation of a GenBank genome assembly. NCBI's taxonomy places the organism in Eukaryota, Viridiplantae, Streptophyta, Magnoliopsida, Malpighiales, Linaceae.
AUCAUCGCUCACAGUUCUAGCUAAGCUAAUCUGUCAUUUGCAUCUAAUUUAGCUUCCCUGAUCCAGCGCGUGUAGUAUAUCGGAAUAUGGCCAUCGCCGCCGCUCUCGUGGUCUUGCUGCUGGCCGCUCCGGCUGUUCAUGCCGCUAAGCAUGACAUCAGCUGGAGCAAUUCUGGUAACGUCGAUUACAACACCUGGUCGUCCGGUCAAACGUUCAACGUCGGUGACACUGUUGAGUUCAAGUACAACAGCUUGUUACACAGCGUGGCGGAGGUAUCGCAGAGCGACUACACCGGCUGCGACGCCAGCAACGCCAUCCAGACCUACAGCGAUGGAGACACCAGCAUCACGCUCCCCGCCGCCGGCACAAGGUACUUCAUCUGUCCCACCGCCGGCCACUGCAGUGGAGGCAUGAAGGUGGCAAUCAAAGUCGCCGGCGGGGGCUCGUCCGGCGGAGGUGGUGGAUCCCCAACUACCCCAGCCACCACUACUCCCUCGGGGUCCACCACCCCAUCCGGAUCGUCUACCCCAAGUGCCGGCGGAUCAAGCAGCAACAAGGAGCCUUCACCCGCCGGCAGCUACGGCGGCGCCGCCGCUUCCGUUCUGUACAACCUGGUGUUUGGUUCCGCAGCCGUGGUGGCGACAAUGGUUGCACUUUUGGGCUAGGAAAGAGGCAGUGCUUGUAUGUUAUUAUGCGAUUAAUUAAAAUGUGCUUGUUUUCUUUUCUUGUGAAUUAUAUUAUUAUUCUGUCCAUCUUUAAUUUCAUCCAUGCAAUUAUCACUAGUUCUUGUUGUUAAUUAAUUCCUUGAGUUUGAGAUUGUGUGGAGGGGUGGGUUCUAUUGAUUACGCGUUGAUCGGCUUUGUAUCGUGAGAUAUAUAUUUUCUUUGUUCAACAAUUAUGUCAUUUCUAGUAUUAAAUUUAGCAUUCGGAG